Drepanopeziza brunnea f. sp. 'multigermtubi' MB_m1 is the source of this 1443-nucleotide messenger RNA. NCBI's taxonomy places the organism in Eukaryota, Fungi, Ascomycota, Leotiomycetes, Helotiales, Drepanopezizaceae. The record is from RefSeq and is a predicted model, not a curated record.
AUGAGGGACUCAGGGUCCGGGAGGAGGGAUUCGGUUCGGUUCGGUGUGUUGGUUGAUAGGGUGGGAGAACCCCAAGGGUUCACUUCACUGCCGUUUGUGCCUUCUUUUGGUGGGAUGUCCACAACAGAGGUGCAUGCAGUUCAGGCGGAGCAGAUUUCGAUCGAGCAAGCAUCCGCAUAUGCAAAACUGAGCAUGCUUGCUGUGUUGCGUCCAGGCUGGGAUCGUUACACCUCGUCGAAGCCGGUGAAUAGCCCUGAGCCGGGCGUGAAUACUCGUAAUCGAACUGUGGCGACGGCAAGCUUGUCGCGCAUGGCAGAGGCAGCAGGGCAAGUCGCGAGAAGCGUCGAGGGAUGUGUCGAUGGCCUCUGGGCGACUGCUCCUGUUGAAGCAAGAAAUUUGACAUCACGAUGUCGAAAUAUGGGUUGCUGGUCUAUUCCAUCGGAGCUUGACCCGCGUCCGAGGCCGCAAGGAAGGGGUGACAAUCUGAGACGACACGGAAGAUCCAUUUCGAGUAGAGAAAACCAACUUUCGUUCUUGUGGAGGGCCGAGGCAGAGGUCGAAGUCGGAGUCGAUUUUGAGGUCGAGUGCGAGGUGGCUCGAGGAUGGCAUGGCGAGACUCGAAAACAGCUUAUCCUUGUUUCCAGGCAAACAUGGUGUAUCGGUGAGGCAGCGGUGGCAAUCCAACGAGGAUUCGAGAAAAGCCGAUGGUCUGACAAGAAGAAAGAAUCGAGACAGAGAAAAGAAGCACAGCAUAGUGCGCACUCAUGGGGACCGGGGCAAGUCGCAACCGACUACUGGCCGGAUACGAAUCCCCUCCUCAUCCUCAGCUCCUAUCUAUCUGUACAGUGUCUAUUCGGACUCUUGGGAGCCCAUGGUAGCAGAAGUCCAAGAAGUGCCGGGUUAUCCAUUUGGGAACUUGCCUACUUUUGGUCCAUCUCUUGCUUGAGCAUCACUGUCGCCUGCGAUUGCACGUCACCUGUUUCACUACCUUCUAUUCAACUGAGGGAACGACGGCAAUCAGUCUCGUCAUUACCUACUGUAUUCCCGCGAGCAACUAUACCGAAUGGUCUCGGCAAGAUCCUCACGUUGGAAGAGUCGUUCUUUGAUUCCACGGAUAACUUGUCAUGGUGGCCACGAGCUCAGUUUAAUCACUGGCGACAACAUUGUCAAAAGUGGCCCAGCGAUAAAGGGACCCAGGCACAACGAAAAUCGACUUCAAGCCGCUAUUCUCGUCACGAAAUCAGUCCAGGUGACAAGCGCAGUAUAAGGGGCGUGCAAUCCCGCUCAAGACGGCUUGAAGUAUCUCGAUCAGAGCAAUUUACUGAUAACGAAACAAUAAAAAUUCCGAUCGGUCGUAUCUAUAAUAUAUGCGCAAAAGAAAGGCCCUCUGAUUGCAAGAGGCCCGUAGGUUCUGUCAACGUGCGAUAUUGGCGUGUUGCCUAA